Molecule: messenger RNA, 1485 nt
Organism: Nematocida major
Lineage: Eukaryota; Fungi; Microsporidia
Exons: 1
Coding region: 1-1485 (494 amino acids)
Source: RefSeq, a predicted model, not a curated record
AUGAAAACUAAAAGGCUUUCUAUUAUAAACACUCAUGCGGAGGGCUCUAGUGAUGGGUAUCUCAUGCAGAGCGAAAGCACGUCUAUUCUUUUUGACCCUCCCUCGUGCAUAUUUGAGGAUGCCCUUACAGUUUCCAGAGGGCCAAACAAGAGCUUUAUCCAGGUAGAGGUGCUUAAGGAGUAUCCUGCGGGCAUUUCUGGGAUAUUCAUUACGAGCAGCAACUCUCUAGCUGUCUUUUUCACGGAGAGUAACGUGCCCAUAUACCUGACAGAGCCUGUUUACACGCAGAUGAAGGAGCGCCUGAAGCACUACGUGUCCCUGGGGCCUGUUUCCCAGCAGAAAAGAAUGCCGCAGGCCCACACAAAGAUAGUUGAGGUCUCUUCGUACAGAAAAAUUGCCAGGAGAGUGGUUCUGAUCAAGUACCAUCAGAUAGUCUCGUUCACGUACCUGUCAGUUACUCCGCAGCCUGCCGGCAUUUUCCUGGGGUGUCCCAUGUACGUAAUUUCCCAGGGCUUGGAGAAAGUCUGCGCGUACACGUACGGAGUGCCUGGGGGAACUUCUCUGUCGCCGGCAAUGCCCUUUCAGAGCACGCAAAUCCCCUUGAUUGUGAACGUCUUUGCGCCGAAGGGCUUUCCCGACAUGCAGAGUCUCACCCGGAGGAUUGAGAACCUGGCAAGACCCGACAGAGCAUGUGCAAUCACAAUGGACACGCUGAAUCAGUCCCUGGAGAUGGCUCUGCACAUUCUUAGCGUGGUCCGUAACAGAAGAAUCCUCGUUUCCCACAAGGGAAUGAAGAGGCUCAUGCAGCUGUACGACGUGAAGAAGGAGGUCUUUGCAAGCAGGUUUACGUCCGAGUCCUCGGUCAUUUCCACACUCUUCGCAACGAACAGGCUGCGAGUUGCAGACCGGACGGAGACUCUGGAGGCCGUGCGAAGCGAGCCCGUGAUUGUUCUGUGCGAUCCUUCAGAGUACAGCCUCUUCUACAGCGGAAUCCCAGCAGUUCACAUGCACCAGUACCGCGUCCGUUUCUUGGGGGACGUGGGCGACGCUUUUUCCCAGAAGUGGCCGCUCGAGGUCUUUUCCAACAGGCAGGUCCUGCAGAGAACAUGCCCGCAGGAAAGCCUUUCCGUGAGAGAGAUCACGGAACGUGAAUUUCACGAGAUUUCAGAGAGUGCUUUGCACAGUAUAAAAAUAUACAACACAGAGACAGUGCACAGAGUCGCGAGGAGCGAGGAGGGAAUUUCCCUGUACUUUGCAGGGAGUUUUGGCGAGGACCAGGCAGGCCCCCUUCUUCAGUGCAGAGAGUCCGUUUUGACAGGCCUGAUGAACGAAAGCGCGUCAAAGAGGUACACGCUAGACGGGGUCAUCAUAUGCAAUGGAAGCAAAAAAGUGUACACUAUAAAGGAGGAGGGCGGAUUCGUGCACGUGAAGAAGGAAACUCCAAAUCCCCAUCCUGCGGGAGAGAGUGAAAAUGCGCCUGUUUAG